This is a messenger RNA of Leptidea sinapis, 1524 nucleotides long. RefSeq names its product WD repeat-containing protein 89. The record is from RefSeq and is a predicted model, not a curated record. Gene Ontology annotation, molecular function: protein binding. The transcript is spliced from 7 exons. NCBI's taxonomy places the organism in Eukaryota, Metazoa, Arthropoda, Insecta, Lepidoptera, Pieridae. The coding region runs from base 255 to 1367 and encodes 370 amino acids.
AUGUUUAUUUAUUUUCAUUUGCAGUUUGCACGUGUAUGGUGUAGGUUUAGAUUAUUAUUGUAAUACGUAUUGCAUUGCAGUUUAGUUAGGUUUUUUAUUAAAUUCCAUCAUUGAUUUAAAUUGUAUUAAUGUCAGAAAUAUCAAAUAAUAUUGUUAUUCCGAAUAUUCUAAUUCCCAUAUAAGUAAUAGGUGCCUCCUUUUCAAAAGGUUAGAUUAAAUUAAAGUGUACACAAAUUACAUACUGAAGGUAAUUAAUGAUGAUGGAUAUAAUUGACAAUGAAGAGAUCGAUCGGGAUACAGUAACAGAAGAAGAAUUACAGCAACAAUUCAACAAACAAUACAAACUUGCAUCAGAAACUACAGUCAGAAUAAAAGGGUCUUAUAUUAAUAAGCUUCAUGUUAAUGAUUUAUCAAAAAUAGCUGUGACUCUUCAAGAUAAUAGCAUUGAGGUGUUUGAGUUAAAUAACACAUCAUUGUCUCGUUUAUGCCGACUUUCUGGCCAUCAUAAAACAUGCUCUGAGGUGGUUUUCCAUCCAUUGGAGCCAUUCCUUUUGUUUUCCACAGGCUGGGAUGGAAUUAUUAAACUUUGGGAUAUACGUGUAAAAGGGACAUGUGUUCAGGAAUAUAAAGAAGAUAAUGACAGUGCAGUCCGCCCAUAUGAAUGUAUGGAUGUGUCAGAUGUAGGCAAUUUGUUCUGUAGUGGCAGCCAGCUUGUGAAGGAGGAUGCUUUUAUAGUAUUCUGGGAUCCUCGCUCUACAGAGCCUCUGGGAGGCUAUUGGGAGAGUCAUACUGAUGAUAUCACUCAGGUUAAAUUCAAACCCGACACAAAUGGAGUCCUUGCAUCAGGCUCUAGUGACGGCCUGCUAAAUAUAUUCAACUUGGUAGAGCAAGAUGAGGACGAGGCCUUGUUGUACUCACUGAACGCAGUGAACACAGUGGACAAGAUCACUUGGAUUGACAGUGACCGGGUCUCCACCAUCACACAAGCCAAUGAGCUGUAUCUAUGGAAUGUUACUACUGGUGACAUGAUAAGAAACUACAGCAGAGACAAAGUUGCUCGUAGCAUUAAGAGGAGUAGAGAUGAUGACUGCUACCUGGUGGACACAUUCCUGGCUUCAGACAACACUGUCACACUACUGGCUGGUUCACAUGGUGGCGAUCAGAGCACCCUGCGCUCGGUGGUCGCGUGCCAGCGCGGCGGGCGACCUCGUCUGCAGCCCGCGAGCGUGUUCCGCGGCAACCAGCAGGUGGUGCGGGCCCUGCACUACGACCGAGAUGAUGAUCUUCUGAUAACGGCGGGUGAAGCAGGGCUCAUUAAUGUGUGGAGAAGAGAGAACACAGACAGCGCACAACACGACCACAGGUGAAAUGAACAGAGAUCCGGCGCACAGAGCACAGCCUGCCGUACUGACGCCAAACGUGUCGCUGACAUUUGAUUAUAGAAUGACUUUGUGUUACAUGUUGCUGUUUUGGACUAUCAAAUAUAUUUUUUAAUAAUUUCAGGAUUAUAAAUUUACAUUUUGC